UCAUUAUCUUACUUGAAACCAAACUUCACACGAAAAUGGUCCAAAAACCUCACAUCAAAUGUAUUAUUAUUUCACCACCCUCCCUCUUCUUCAUCCUAAUUGGAUUCUUGAUUGUCUUCACCGGAAAAUCAAGACCGCCAUUUGCUUGUGACCCAAGUAAUAAGGUCACUAAAGACCUCACCUUUUGUCGCGUAAACCUACCGAUAAAAGAUCGAAUUAAAGAUUUGCUAGGAAGACUAACUUUGCAAGAAAAAAUAAGCCUUUUGGUCAACAAUGCAGCCGCGGUACCUCGACUAGGAAUUCAAGGGUACGAAUGGUGGUCCGAGGCGUUACAUGGUGUUUCGGACGUGGGCCCCGGGACGAAGUUUCUUCCAACGUUUCUUGGCGCCACACAGUUUCCUCAAGUUAUUACGACGGCUUCGACUUUUAAUGACACUUUGUGGGAAGAGAUUGGACAGGUGGUAUCGAAUGAAGCCCGAGCUAUGUACAACGGAGGAAUGGCGGGCCUAACCUUUUGGAGCCCGAAUGUGAACAUUUUUCGUGAUCCAAGGUGGGGUCGUGGUCAAGAAACACCAGGAGAAGAUCCAGCACUAGCCGCUCGGUACGCGGUUAGGUAUGUUAAAGGACUUCAAGGCAAUGUGGGUAAUAGACUUAAGGUAGCCGCGUGUUGCAAACACUACACCGCGUAUGAUCUUGAUAGUUGGCAUGGCUAUAAUCGACAUAGCUUUAAUGCUAAGGUGAGUAAACAAGAUUUAGAGGACACAUAUAACGUACCAUUCAAGGCUUGUGUUUUAGAAGGUAAAGUUGCAAGUGUGAUGUGUUCAUACAAUCAAGUCAAUGGAAAGCCUACUUGUGCCGAUUCGAAUCUCCUCAAGAGCACAAUACGCGGGUCUUGGCGCCUCAACGGAUACAUCGUGUCGGAUUGUGAUUCGGUUGGAGUUAUGUAUACUGAUCAACAUUACACGGCUACACCAGAAGAUGCGACCGCAGAGAGUAUCAAAGCAGGGCUUGAUUUGGAUUGCGGCCCGUCUUUGGCGGUGUAUACCGAGGGGGCAAUCAAACAAGGGAAAUUAAAAGAGGUUGAUGUUGAUGGGGCCUUGGCAAACACCAUUGGUGUUCAGAUGCGUUUGGGUAUGUUUGACGGGCCAAAACAGCCAUAUGCAAACUUAGGAAUACAUGAUGUGUGCUUAUUGUCGAGUAACCAACUUGCACUAGAAGCGGCCCGUCAAGGGAUCGUUCUUCUAGAAAACCGUGGGCGAGGCCCACCUUUAUCAACAGUGCGACAUCGUACUGUUGCUGUUAUUGGGCCCAAUUCUGAUGUCACUGUCACCAUGAUCGGCAACUAUGCUGGAAUCGCUUGUGGGUAUACAACACCAUUACAAGGUAUAGCGAGAUACGUUAAGACGAUCCAUCAAGUGGGAUGUAGUGAUGUGAGUUGCAAAGGGAACCAGUUAAUUGGGCCGGCCGAAAAGGCAGCCCAACAAGCCGAUGCAACCGUGUUAGUUAUGGGCCUUGAUCAAUCUAUUGAAGCUGAAGAAAGAGACCGGGCCAACAUACUAUUGCCUGGACAUCAACAAGAGCUAAUAUCUAGAGUUGCAAAGUCUUCAAGAGGCCCAUGUGUACUCGUCAUUAUGUCUGGUGGCCCACUUGACAUCACUUUUGCGAAAAGAGACCCUCGUAUUUUGGCUAUAAUUUGGGCCGGGUAUCCGGGUCAAGCCGGUGGAACUGCUAUUGCAGAUGUCUUGUUUGGAACAACCAAUCCAGGAGGAAAGUUGCCUAUGACAUGGUACCCACAAGAGUACUUGGCUAAAGUACCAAUGACUAAUAUGGGAAUGCGGGCCGACCCAGCCCACAACUACCCCGGUCGGACCUACCGUUUCUACAAAGGGCCCGUUGUCUAUCCAUUUGGACACGGUCUAAGUUACACAACUUUCCAUCAUUCCAUAGCUCAAGCCCCAACAUCUCUUUCGGUUCCCAUGCUACCAAUCCACCUCGAAAACAACAACGCAACGGCUCUAACCAACGGGGUGCGCAUAUCACACACGAAAUGCUCGACCCUCUUAACAACCCUACACAUCAAUGUGAAGAAUACAGGAACCAUGGACGGGACUCACACCAUGAUGGUGUUCUCGAGCCCGCCAGAAGGUAAAUGGGCCACAAACAAGCAAUUGGUGGGCUUUCAGAAGGUCCAUGUGGUGGCUGGUGGGCUUCAAAGGGUUGCACUUGAUCUUCAUGUAUGCAAACAUUUGAGUGUGGUUGACCAAUUUGGGAUUCGAAGGGUUCCAAUGGGUGAACACACACUUCACAUUGGUGACAUCAAACAUUCUUUAACCAUUAAACCAACAAUUGAAGAAAUCAAGUAUUGAUAUUGAUAUUUUCUAAUUAAACUUUUAACUAUUUGAAGUUGGGAAUUCUACCCUCCUUUUACCCUAGAGUAAAAACAGAAACUGUAAAUGGGGUGUUAUGUACAACCCAUUAAACCGAUUCAAUGAAUUAAAAUAGUUUGGUAAUGCUUUAGGCC
Molecule: messenger RNA, 2521 nt
Organism: Helianthus annuus (common sunflower)
Lineage: Eukaryota; Viridiplantae; Streptophyta; Magnoliopsida; Asterales; Asteraceae
Product: beta-D-xylosidase 1
Exons: 7
Coding region: 36-2366 (776 amino acids)
Biological process (GO): xylan catabolic process; arabinan catabolic process
Cellular component (GO): plant-type cell wall
Molecular function (GO): xylan 1,4-beta-xylosidase activity; alpha-L-arabinofuranosidase activity
Source: RefSeq, a predicted model, not a curated record